Molecule: messenger RNA, 1480 nt
Organism: Hypomesus transpacificus
Lineage: Eukaryota; Metazoa; Chordata; Actinopteri; Osmeriformes; Osmeridae
Gene: rims4
Product: regulating synaptic membrane exocytosis 4
Exons: 4
Coding region: 1-735 (244 amino acids)
Biological process (GO): regulation of synaptic plasticity; positive regulation of synaptic transmission; calcium ion-regulated exocytosis of neurotransmitter
Cellular component (GO): cytoskeleton of presynaptic active zone; presynaptic membrane
Molecular function (GO): transmembrane transporter binding; small GTPase binding
Source: RefSeq, a predicted model, not a curated record
AUGUGCCUGUGCUGCCCUGCAGAGGCGGAGGGCCGCAGACUGAAGGGGAUCCAGCGCAGCACAGAGACAGGGCUGGCGGUGGACAUGCCUAGCAGGACUGUCCGGCAGGCCAGCCACGAGAGCAUCGAAGACAGCAUGAACAGCUACGGCUCCGAGGGCAAUCUGAACUACAGUGGCAUGUGCCUGGCUUCAGACGCCCAGUUCAGUGACUUCCUGGAUGGGAUGGGUCCUGCCCAGUUUGUGGGCAGGCAGACGUUGGCGACCACGUCGCUGGGCGACGUCGAGCUGGGCCUGGUGGAGAGGAACGGGGGCCUGGAGGUGGAGAUCGUUCAGGCCCGAGGACUCACCAUGAAACCUGGCUCCAAGGGACCCCCAGCUGCCUACAUAAAGGUGUAUCUCCUCGAGAACGGGGUGUGUGUGGCCAAGAAGAAGACAAAGUCGGUCAGGAAGUCUCUGGACCCGCUCUACAACCAACUGCUCAUCUUCUCAGAGAGCCCUCAGGGCAAGGUGGUGCAGGUGAUCGUCUGGGGAAACUAUGGACGCAUGGACCGCAAGUGCUUCAUGGGAGUGGCCCGCAUCCUAUUGGAGGAGCUGGAACUGAGCAACAUGGUGAUUGGCUGGUACAAGCUGUUCCCCACCUCCUCCAUGGUGGAACCUGGGAUGGCUCCUCUGAUUCGCCACUCCUCCCAGCUGUCCUUGGAGAGCACUGUGGGCCCUUGCUGUGACCGGUCCUGAGGAUUGUGGGAAUUGGAGUUCUCUAACCUUCUCUUUGUGCCCCACCUGCCCCUCUCCCAUAAUGCAUUGCUUUGAGCCUGGGGGAGACAUAACUGAUCGUGACCUUUUCUAGAGCAGCAGGUGUGAAGGGGCAGGGUCGUUCAAGGAUGGAAACACUUCCUGGACCCAUAUAAGGACUUCCUGGUUUCAACUCAACACUUAGGAUUGUUUUCCUGCCACGUCAGGUGCAGUGCUUAGGUUUGACAGUAGGGGGCAGCACUGUGGGUUGGAAUAAUUGGAAGCUGAAGGGUUCUAUCAUUAUGACUUCUGGCAGGUUCUAUUUGAUUCUGUGUUCUUUUGAUAGUUCCAUCUGUAACAAUGGUAACUGUUGCCACGGCAUUGGGGCCAGGGUAGGCCCAAUCAAACGACCCAGACAUCUGAAUAGUAACAGAAUCAGGAGAAAUCUUUUAAACGGUUAAAGGAACAGUAAGAUAAUCCUACACAGGAGUGGUUUUGAUCUUCUAACUGUUGUUUUGUAGAAACCUAAUGUUGUCUUAGAAGCUUGGCUAUUGUUUGAAGAGUUCUACUGUGCCAUCUACCAGCAGUGUCUUUAAUGUGUAGCUGGUAACCGAGUUGUUGAAUGAGGAAGGACAUGGGGCUGUUGAAGGGCCCCAAUUGACACGUUCCUCGUAAUUACCGUCUUGCUCCCCGGACUGUCAGCAGAGCCAGUGAUUAACAAGUAAUCUGGGAAGACAAAGAGGAAGUG